AAUGCUUUAUCUCUUAUAGUUGACUUUGUUUACCUAAAAGCAUAGAAAGUAAAACUGGAUUUUAUUUUUUUCUGAUUGCUUCUUGUUCUCUUUUUACAAAACGAAAAAAAUAAGCAUACGACAAUGCUGUCAUGUAUGAUACAAACAGGACAAUUUUCAGAUGUUAAGUCAGCACAAAGGAUGUGAACAUAUGGUGAAUAGGCAAAACAGCUUGGUGAAGGAUGGAAGUAGACCCAUUGUUUCUCAUGCUUUCUUCAUACAUGGAUUGCCUAGGCCUCUGUUCACAUGUCCUAAUGAAGGCAUUUUAAUUUCUCAUGGAUUAUAUCUGCACUAGGUAAUCACAACAACUCAAAGAAAAGAAGGCUGGCCAAUUCAAAAUCAUAUAUUAACCAUGCAAUUUUAAUGGACUCUGGGUGUAAGCCAAUUUUCUAAGUCUGAAUUUUUUGUUCCUUUUCGUUUGUGUGCUAAUACUUUCAUAACUGUUUUUCUGGGGUUGAGUUUGACCCUAAGUCCAAAUUCUAAUUCUGAUAUGUUACAUACAAGAUUGUUUGUCAGUUUCAUUGCUAUAUGCUAAGUAUCAAUAACUUUAUAUGUUAGCAUUAUUUUAUACUGCUGCAAGAGCUUUUAAGUUUCAUUUUCUAUCUCUUGGGUUUAUCUCUAUCUACAUUGUUGAGAGUGGUACAACAUCGUUGCUUAGAAUCAUCGAUGCACCUUUCCAUGACGUGCUCUACUUUGCUGUUGCUAAUCAACCUUGCUUGCUUGAUGUUCGAAUUGAUGCAAUGUAUACAAAGCCUUCCAAUCAGAGCAACUUCAUUUGCAGACAUCAAAUUAAAAAAGUUAUGCUAGAGCCUAGAAGGAAAAAUAGCAAGCACAAGGUGGGUUUCUGUAUGCUCACACUAGGGUUAGUUGAAGUUGUUAACAAGUAAAUUUAGUAGUGAUUUUGUUAGACAUCCUAACCAAAUUGAAAGAGAGGGAGAAGUCAGAAGGUAUAACAUAGCCAUAUAUAUAAUCGAGAUGUCAAGUCCUUGGAGUGAUGGAUGUGUGCUAGAGGGAAUAGUUCUGUAUUUUUAUUCAUAUCCUUGCUGAUUAUUACAUAGCCAUAUAUAUAGCAAUUCUUGCUAACAGAAUUGCACCAAAUCAUGCUAGGGAAUAUUACAAUAACAGAAAGUGGUUAAACUUGUCUCCUAGCAGCACUACACAGCAAGGUCCCACUGUCAGUUCAGCCUCGAAUCAGUUUUCCUUUUGGGCCUUAGCAGGCCUGUUUCUUCCUUCUGCAAUACCUUCUUCCUAUCAUCAAUCCUUUUGAUUAUUUUAACAUGUGCAUGCGAACUAGGAUCUGAUUAUAAUGGUUAUGAAAAUGUGAACUCUUAUUUUAACAUAUCUAUUUGACUAUUUCUUCCAUUCCAUGAAAAUUGACUUUGAAAAUAAAGGCGAAGCACAUAUGGAUUUGUCAUGGACUUGGCUAAUACAACAUUACCUGUUAUUCUCAAGAAUGAUAGACUACCUAAUUAUAAUGUUUUAGAUGUUAUAGUGUGUUGUUUUCACUAAUAAUGUGAUUCUGAAAUGGAAUUUGAAAUGACAUUAAGUUAGUGUUUUCUAAAGAAAGAAAAUCACACAAUAAUCUAUGAAGUAUGAAUUUUGUUUGCUGUUUUCCUGAUCCACUGUCCCCUCUCCAAAUUUCAGGUGGAAAUGUUGGGUUUGAUAAGAAGGUAUGGGAGAUAGUUGAACAUAAGAAAGGCGAAACCCCCUCAAUCACUUUUAAGUGCCACAGUCAUGAUGGAGAGGAAGGUUAUCCUGGGGAUAUCACCGUUACUGCCACUUACACACUCACCUCAAGCACAACUCUGAGGCUUGACAUGGAAGAAGUGCCAAAGGACAAGCCCACCAUAGUUAACUUAGCUCAGCAUACCUACUGGAACUUAGCUGGCCACAACUCAGGGAAUAUACUUGACCAUUCAAUUCACUUAUGGGCUAAUCAUAUCACGCCUGUGGACGAGAAUACGGUGCCAACCGGUGAAAUCAUGCUAGUGAAGGGUACCCCUUUUGAUUUUACAUCCUUUAAUAGAAUAGGCAGCACCAUUAGUCAGGUUGGACUGGGAUAUGACGACAAUUAUGUGCUUGAUUGUGGGGAAGAGAAAGAGGGUUUGAGACAUACUGCAAAAGUGAGGGAUCCAUCAAGUUCAAGAGUACUUAACUUGUGGACAAAUGCCCCUGGUGUGCAAUUUUACACUACAAACUAUGUGAAUGGUGUUCAAGGAAAAGGAGGUGCUAUAUAUGGAAAGCAUGCCAGGUUAUGUCUCGAGAUACAGGUGCUAUAUAUGAAAAGGAGGUGUUAUAUAUAUAGUUUAAUUACUCAUUUGGUCAUUGUAGUUUAAUCAUUUAUACUUUUUAGUCCUUAUAGUUUUAAAGUGAUUUUUUUAGUUCA
Messenger RNA from Glycine soja, 2425 nucleotides. RefSeq names its product aldose 1-epimerase-like. The coding region runs from base 1632 to 2375 and encodes 247 amino acids. Gene Ontology annotation, molecular function: carbohydrate binding; aldose 1-epimerase activity. NCBI's taxonomy places the organism in Eukaryota, Viridiplantae, Streptophyta, Magnoliopsida, Fabales, Fabaceae. The transcript has 2 exons. The record is from RefSeq and is a predicted model, not a curated record. Gene Ontology annotation, biological process: glucose metabolic process; beta-D-galactose catabolic process via UDP-galactose, Leloir pathway.